This is a messenger RNA of Larimichthys crocea (large yellow croaker), 3075 nucleotides long. It is a transcript of the gene def8, whose product is annotated as differentially expressed in FDCP 8 homolog. Lineage: Eukaryota; Metazoa; Chordata; Actinopteri; Sciaenidae. The transcript is spliced from 12 exons. The coding region runs from base 189 to 1511 and encodes 440 amino acids. The record is from RefSeq and is a predicted model, not a curated record.
ACAGGCCAUUUAAACAAUGGAUGACUUGACGCUUUUUUGUUGGCUUGUGAUGUUGCUGAUGACAGAGACAAAACAACACGGGGAGAUCUGUUUUAUUCACAACAACCUUCAACCAUAAAACUUUUAUUUUACAGCCUCGGACAGCUUCCGGUGACACGUGAGGACAACAACGGGAUGUAGCCGGUGAAAUGGAGUAUGAUGAGAGACUUGCGCUUUUCCGCCAAACCCGCCUCAAUCCCUUUGAUCGUGGUGAAGAAGAAGAUGGUCCCCAAGGUGGCAAGACUCCCCCACAGCAUGAAGCGAGACCUGAGCUCUUCUCUGGGACCAGAACCCACAGCUUAGAUCGGACCAUGGACCUUGGCCUAGCUGAGGACCACUUCUCAAGACCUAUGGGUUCCUUUGUGGCAUCUGACAUUGAACAGCUGAAACUGGCCAUAGAGGAAUGUAAAAAGCUGAUCUUGGAGCUGCCAGAACACUCAGAGAGACAGAAGGACACCGUGGUGAAACUUAUCCACCUUCGUCUCAAACUGCAGGAGCUAAAGGACCCUGAGGAGGAUGAACCUAAUCUGAGAAUCCUACUGGAGCACCGCUUUUCCAAGGAAAAGAGCAAGAGUGUGAAACAGACCUGUGACAAAUGUAGCACAAUCAUCUGGGGCCUUAUCCAGACUUGGUAUACCUGCACAGGUUGCUAUUAUCGUUGCCAUAGUAAGUGUAUGAACAUGAUCACCAAGCCCUGUGUCAGGUCAAAGGUGAGCCACCAGUCGGAGUAUGAGCUCAGCAUCUGCCCUGAGAUCGGACUUGACCGCCAGGACUACCGAUGUGCAGAGUGUCGCACACCUAUCUCACUGAGGGGCGUGCCGAGUGAAGCCAGACAGUGUGAUUACACAGGCCAAUAUUACUGUAUGACAUGCCACUGGAAUGACACAGCCAUCGUGCCAGCUCGUGUCAUCCAUAACUGGGAGUUUGAACCACGCAAGGUUUGUCGCUCCUCAAUGCGCUAUCUGGCCCUGAUGAUCUCACGACCUGUGCUGAAGCUGAAGGAGAUCAACCCGCUGCUAUUCAACUUUGUGGAGGAAUUGGUCGAGAUAAGGAAACUCCGUCAAGACAUUCUGUUGAUGAAACCCUAUUUUAUUACCUGUAAGGAGGCCAUGGAGGCUCGGCUAUUACUACAGCUACAAGACCGGCAGCACUUUGUGGAGAACGAUGACAUGUACUCACUACAGGAUUUGAUUGACAUCUCCAGUGGCAGACUCAGCUGUUCCCUCACAGAGAUCCACACCACAUUUGCUAAGCACAUCAAACUAGACUGUGAGCGUUGUCAGGCCAAAGGAUUUGUGUGUGAGCUCUGUAAGGAAGGAGACAUCCUGUUCCCUUUUGACAGUCACACCUCAGUCUGCCAUGAGUGCUCUGCAGUCUUCCACAGAGACUGUUACUAUGACAACUCCACAACUUGUCCAAGAUGUGCCAGAAUGACUGAGCGCAAGCAGGACGACGAUGUGAAAGACGCAUAACUCUGGAAAAGGACCACCUGAUGUUACUGGAUGUUGCACUUUGCCACAUGUUGCGCACUACUCGAUCAAGAAAGUCUGAGAGAAGACUAGCUUCUUGUCUUUGUCCUUGGUUCAAUUUGUGCAUUUGUUUAUAUUGUAGUGUCUUUAUCUUCCUGUGCACUACUUAACUGAAGCAGGGUACUUAGAAACCCAUUUGGAAAUUAAUAUAUAUAUACAUAUAUAUAUUUUUAUCCAACUUUUUAAUCCAUAUUGAAAUUGGAUGUACUGAACACUGUGUAUGUGUGUUUGUGUGAGUGUAUUAGUGUGUGUGUCUGCUUGUAUAAAUGUACAAAAAAAUGCCCUAUAGAGAAAAGUAGGUGAUUAUGCAUGCAGGAGUUGUAUAUUAACUGUUACAAGCCUCAACUGCAUUAACCUAUACUGCCAACUUUGCUGAAUACUAAACUUUAAGGUUGCCAUAUACAAACAAAAAAAGAAAUGGUUUUGAGUUUUAAGGAUUGUAACUCCAACUUUCAUAGAUUAAAUCACAUUAAUGAUAUUAACCAGAGAUUUGCCUUUCAGCUUGCAGCUGUAUGUUUUUGUUCUAAAAAUAUCGAGACCCAUGCUCAAAGGUUAAACUGGCAUUUCCCAUCAUGAGUUUAUUGAAUCAGUUUUACAAUAAGACAUUAAUCAAAUCUCUUAGACUAUGUGAUCUUAACAUCACUGUAACUGUAAACAUAUUACAUCAUCAGUUUAUCUCACAUAUACUGUCCCUAAAGUGAUCUAUACUCAGCCUCCACUUAUGAUACAUGCCUAAUAUCCUUUCAGAGUCAUAAUCAGUUGAACUGUUAGAAAAAAAUCUUUAAAAUAUUUGCCAGCCUUAAUGCAAUAUUUAUCAGUUUUCCAUUUAUAGUUUAUCUCAGACUAUAAGCCGCCUUUGAAUUUAAUUGUAAUUAGCCACAUACCGGAAAUAUUAUAUGGCUUGCAAUUGUUUGACAAGACAAUUGUUUGACAAGAAAGGUUGUGUAUAUACAAUCAUUAAAACCUUAAUUUGACAUAUAAAGACAUAUAUUUGCAGAAAUAUAAUCGAAGCAUGCAUUACCGGCACAUUUUGUCAUAUGGCGAACCUGAAAAAGAAAAGAAACAUGGGAGAUAAAUGAGCUGUCCUUUUCAUCAAAACUGUGAACACUUUGUAGACAGUUUGAUCUGUGUUUAAUCCAGUUCAGUCCAGUGCAGUGUGUAGCAAAUAGUUGUGAAUACUUAUGAACAUUGUGUGCCUAAGAUUGUCAGGUUACAUACAGCUGUUAUCCAAACGUCUUAAUACACUUACCAUCAUGUUAAUGGUUUCAGUCUUAAAGUACUUACAGCGCAUUUUGUCCAGGGAUGACAAAGAUGUUAAGUUAUACCUUUGGUAAUGUGUAAAUGUUGACCUAAAGUAUUUGUUUUAAAAUAAUGAUUUAUGGCUGUGUUAUCUUUCAGCAUGAUGUACUGUAUUUUUUCAAACUAAUGGACACACAUGGUGUUGGUAAAAGCCAUGUCCUGUUGGAAGUCAUGUUGGAGUAGUGCAUGAAUAAACUAAUGAAAUGCA